This is a messenger RNA of Syngnathoides biaculeatus (alligator pipefish), 5145 nucleotides long. RefSeq names its product pre-mRNA-processing factor 39-like. Gene Ontology annotation, molecular function: protein binding. The record is from RefSeq and is a predicted model, not a curated record. The coding region runs from base 798 to 2663 and encodes 621 amino acids. The transcript has 15 exons. Lineage: Eukaryota; Metazoa; Chordata; Actinopteri; Syngnathiformes; Syngnathidae. Gene Ontology annotation, cellular component: commitment complex; U1 snRNP; U2-type prespliceosome. Gene Ontology annotation, biological process: mRNA 5'-splice site recognition; RNA processing.
UGCCCUGCUAUUGGCUGGUAACCAUUAGCCGUUGACAGCUGGGAUAAGCUCCAGCACUCCCGUAACCCUUGUGAGGAUAAGUGGCUAAGAAAAUGGAUGGAUGGAUGCAGAACUCCCAUUAAAGGUUUCAAUAAAUUUUAACCACAGUGAUUGUCUCUAAAGAUGGUGCAACAAAUUGAGUUAGGGUACCAUCAUGUUUGUCAGCGCCUGAUUUUUUUUUUUUGCAAGCUGUUCAGGGUGUACCCCACCACUCACCCAAAGUUUCCUGGGAUAGACUGCAAGCAUGCCCACCACCUGAAUGAGGAAAGCGGUACAGAAAAUGAAUGGAUGGAAUUCUGGUGAACCACAAUUAAGAAAGAAUUUCUGAUUUUCAUUAAACUGGCAUUUAUUACUACUUUUGUCAGGUUAAAGUUAUUUCUGUUAUCACUUUGGGCGUUUCUUUGAUUAACGGAGAAGUACAGACAAUUUUGCCCACGUAUGCACGAGUUGCAUGAUUAUGAGAAAUUUAGGUCUCAAAUGCCAGGCAGGUGGGAAAAAAACAAUAGUUUGGGGAAAAAAAAGAAGACACGUUUAGCAUUUCCAAUAGCAAUUGUCAUGCAAACAAGAUAAAAGGAACAUUAAAGACGAUCAGAAUUAAAUCCAAAAGUCUACUAUAUUUUGCGCUAUUACGGCAAAACAUGCGUUUUAUGACUAAAAGCGCUGUUUUUUUUUCGAGAAACGUUUCGCCCUCAUCCGCUAAGCUGUAUUUAAGUGUUGGUCAUGAUGGUGGUGGUACUUAGAGAGAAUGAAGAAACGUCAUGACGGCGCGGUUUAGUGACGCAAGAGCGAGGUUUGCGAUGAUGGCAGACGAAGAGGAUAUGAGCAGCAACGAGGACCUCGGAGAGCCUUCAGCACUUCCAGAUACCGAAGACGGGGGAAACGAUUUGCCAGCAGACUUUGAAAGUCUUUGGAAUGCCGCACACGACAACCCUCGAGACUUCACCAGUUGGACUGACCUGUUGCAGUACUGUGAGCAAGAGAGCCACAUUGCAGCAUCACGACGAGCCUUGGUGGCAUUUCUCUCCCGCUUUCCACUCUGUUAUGGUUAUUGGAAAAAAUUUGCUGACUUGGAGCGUCGUGCUGGUAAUAACGACAAAGCAGGAGAGGUGUGUGUUCAGGGGCUCCAGUCAAUCCCUCUGAGUGUCGAUCUGUGGAUCCACUACAUCAAUCUGCUAUUGGGAACAUUAGACAUGAACUUGCCUGAGUCGCCUAAGCGUAUUCGCAGUGUGUUUGAGGACGCUGUUGUAGCGGCAGGGCUGGACUUCCAUUCAGACCGGCUAUGGGAUUUGUAUUUUGAAUGGGAGAAGGAGCAAGGCAACUUGAGGAAUGCCACAGCUGUGCUAGACAGAGUCCUCAAAGUUCCCACUCAGCGCUACAACACCCACUAUGAAAAGUUCAAGGUUCACCUUCACAAAUGUGAGCCCAAAGAAGCACUUUCUCUGGAGGAAUAUGAGGAGGUGAGGGCCUUUUGCCGUGAGAGUCAGAAAGUGGAGCGUGCUGAACAGGCCAAAGAGAAGGGCGAAGAGAGGCCGCCUGGAGAGGAAGACCCUGCCACACCUGAGGGCACAGACUCAGAGGAGCUGAUGCAGAGGAUGAGAGAACAGGUGUUGAUCCGGAGAGACAAAAUUUACCAGGAGAAUGAAAAUGAAGUCCGGAAGAGAUGGAACUUUGAAGAUGCAAUCAAACGUCCUUACUUCCAUGUGAAGCCACUUGAUCAAACCCAGCUGCGUGCCUGGAACUCUUACCUGGACUGGGAGGUCGCCCAACUGAAGAAAGACACUAAAGACCAUGACAAAGACUCAAACAAGGCAGACACAGAUGUCAAAGAAGACCCAGAGGUGACAGCCGAGCCUCCGGGAGCGAUAGAAGAAACCAACAUUUUCCAUGAUGACCACAGAGUUCGUGUUCUCUUUGAGCGCUGCCUGAUCACCUGUGCACUCUAUGAGGAAUUCUGGACCAGGUAUAUUCAGUAUCUGGGGACAUCCAGUGUGGAUGAGGUUCGGGCUGUCUACAAGCGAGCCUGUGACAUCCACCUACCUUCAACACCGAACAUUCACAUGCAGAGGGCCACCUUCGAGGAAAGACACGGUGACCUGGCGGAAGCACGGCGAGUGUUGGAGGCUCUGGAUAAAAACAUGCCAGGUUUGGCCGUGGUUCGUCUCCGCAGGGCGGCUUUGGAGAGGAGGGCGGGCCAACUUGAGCAGUCUGUAGCGUUGCUGCAGGAGGCGGUGACCCAAUCAAAAGAGAAGCCUACAUUGCACGCAUUCUACUCCAUCAAGCUUGCUCGUUUGCUGCUGAAACUUGUCAGAAACCCAAGCAGAGCUCGGAGUGUUUUACAGGACGCACUUGAGAUUAGUCCAGAUAAUGACAAAUUGCACUUGAACCUGCUGGAAGUGGAGCUAUCAAGUGAAACCUGGUCCUCAGCGGAAGCAGUGCAGCAAUGCGUGACGCGAGCCCUGGAGGCGCCACUCGCACCACACAUCAAAAUCCUCUUGUCACAGCGCGGCCUCCAGUUUGUAGAAGAGUACAGCAACUCUAUCCAGAGUGUGCUGUCAGUCUAUGAAGCGCACCAGAAGCUUAUCAAGGAGCUGGGUGGAACAAAGAGAGAAGCCGAAAGCGGGUAAGGUAUUUGCUAUGCUAACCUGGCUGUCGACAGUGGAGGCAAAGCAAAUAGCUGGGAUGGGCUCCAGCACUCCCACGACCCUUGUGAGGAUAACCGGCUCUGAAAACGGAUGGGUGAAUGGACAUACACAAAAUUACAGUACAAUUUGACAGUGACAACUUAUUACGGUACAUCAUACAUGCACAUGUUGACUACAAGGCUCAUAAAAGGCAUGUGAGUGUAUAUUUUAUAUGAAUGUAUGAAUAAAAAAAAUCAAUCAUCUGAAUGCCAAAACAUUAGAAAAACUUUGUUUUAGAAUAAAUAAAUAUAAAAAUCAAUAUAGUAGCCCGCACAUGAAUAUAGUAGUGAUAUAUUCUUCUAAAAUUUGUAGUGGAAUUGUGUAAGAAUUCAGGAUCUUUUCCCUGUUUAAUUUUCCAGUAUAUAAAUCUCAUCCAUAUAUUUUUGCAAGCUUAUGUUUCACAAUCUAUUUAGGGAUGUCAUAUCAGUAAACUAAAAUACAUAAAAAUGUAUUUAAAUGUACCUGGCGGCACAGUGGAAUGACUGGUUAGAACGAUGGCCUUUUCUGAGGACCGGGGUUCAAAUCGCGACUGCACCUGUGUGGAGUUUACAUGGUCUCCCCGUGCCUGUGUGGGUUUUCUCUGGGAACUCCAGUUUUCUCCCACAUCCCCAAUAAAACCUGCAUUAAUUGAAGACUCAAAAUUGGCCGCAGGUCUGAAUGUGAGUGCAACGGUUAUGUCUCUAUGUUCCCUCCGAUUGGCUGGCAACCGGUUCAGGGUGUACCCUGCUUCCUGCCCCAUGAUAGCCGGGAUAGGGUGCAGUACCCCCGCAACCCUUCUGAGGAUAAGCGGCUAAGAAGAUGGAUGAAAUGUACACGUAUAUAUAACAAAACUCACUACCUCAAAGAUUGUCUAGCUACAUUAGCAUUGUAAAUUACAAUCAGUUCUCAAUUGCCUCCCCUCCCCAAAAAUAAAUAAAUACGGUUAGGUCAGCACAUUUGGAAAUAUAUUUACUGAGAAGAAUGCUGUCGUGUUCAAUACUUCUUUGAAAUACUGUAUUUCCAAGGAUGUCCACUUCUCAGCCUUUGUCACAAUUGCGUCAGGAAGGGCAUCCGGCGUAAAAAUUGUGCCAAACAUAUAUGUGCGUUCAUCUGAGAUGACACGCAGUGGCGACCCCGAAAGGGACAAGCCGGAAGAAACUUACUAUUGCCAACAGCCUCAAAAUAUCCUUACUCUCCAUUAUUGUAGUACAUUUCCUGUGUCAGUCCACUUUUUCCUUGACAAUCACACCAUCUUUCUGUAGUUAAAUAAACGUUUGUAUAGCCUCAAAAUAUGAUAGAGGAUUACAAUUUUUACUUUGCAACACUUGGGUUGAUGCGCGGUGCUCAUUUGGUUGCCGAUGUGCAAAAUUAAAAUUUUCAGAAUGGUCCAUUUUAAGUCAUUCACCAGCGGCGCUCAGUGUGCUUUAAGGUUGUCUUGGUGUCAUGAAGUCAAAAUGUGAACAAUGGGAUGAAGAGGACUUAAAAUAAUAUAUUCUAAUUGUAAUUCAGUCUUUGGGUUAAGACAGUCUCGACCUAAGACGUUUGGACUUUACAACGCCCGUCCGCCAUUUUGUUUGGCUCAUGCUUGUCCGCCGUGUUUGUGUGCCGGGAGUACCUUCACAUUUUUCGCCCUCCUUUUUAGACAUUAUCGCCCCAAAGAAGAAAGCUGCGUCUCUUAGGAAUGCUGCUGCAUCCAAAAGAAAAUCCAUCACAAUGGAAACGAAGCUGAAGCUCAUUAAGUGAUUCAUUGCUUCAGUUGGUUGACCGUGGUGAUAAUUAUUAAAGGCAAAGCCCGUAUUUUAGUGCAUGUGAAGGGUUCUGUUCCUGUCUCGGAUACAAUGCUCACAAAACAAGGUUCUUUGAUACUUGUGGAGAUGGAGAGGAUUGAGGACCAGGUUCUUUCACAAUAGCUAAGCGCAGCCUCCCCUUCUUUUUCUUCUCCAUCCACCUCUCAGCAGUAAUGCUCAGUACAUCUUGUUUAUUUCAAUGUAUUUGUUUUUUAUCCAAAGUAUUUUGAUGUAAAUUCUGACUUGAAUGGUGGAAUCCGACUUAAGUCGAAAUUCGAGUUAAGUCACAACUGUAGUAACGGAUCUCCGUCGUAGACCGAGGACUCCCUGUAUAGUACAAAAAAUAAGGAUCUACUGGUCCAUUAAUGCCGCAAACAUAUUGUGUGAAUUUUGCUGUUCAGAUCCGUGGUGAACAGCGAGUUGUGCUUUGAGAAGUUUAGAAAAAGUCAAAUUAAGUUCUUUUGUAAAGUUUGUUGUUCCUUGUAGGUUCAUCCUGAAAGUUAAGUAUCCUUAACUUUUUGUGAGUAGUGUGUCACAACUCGCUAAUUUAAUCCGGCCACAGCACGACUCGUUGGACUUUUGUUUGAUUUGGAAACAGCCCUACCAGAUUAUAAAGCACAACUUGGAAAUUUGCUGUCAUCUUUUUAUACAAGAUGAUG